AUGGCUGCUGAGCUUGGGGGUGGAGCAUUUCUCUUUGCUGCUCUUCAAGUUGCUUUUCAAAGGCUGGCUUCUUCUGACAUCACCCACUACUUCCGAUCAAGAAACCUCAAGGAUAGCGUGCUCAAGAAGCUUCACAUCACCCUCAUUUCUGUGAAUCAAGUGCUUGAUGAUGCAGAAGCAAGGCAGUACACAAGCCCAAAUGUGAACAAGUGGCUUCACGAGCUCAAACAUGCGGUGUAUGUCGCGGAUGACCUCUUAGAUGAGAUUGCUACUGAGGGAACCAGGCUGAAGAUCGAAACUGAGAAUCAAUCUGCUACCAGAAAGGUGCGAGGCAUCUUUACUUCUUUUGCUAAUCAAUUUGAAAAACACAUCGAAGAAAGAAUCCAGGAAGUGCUUGAUGAACUGGAGUUCCUUGCAAAACAAAAGGAUGCGCUGGGAUUGAAGAAAGGCUCUGGUAGUGGUAGUGAAGCUGGAGUUGGUGUUAAACUAUCCGCCAGACUGCCAACUACAUCUUUGGUGGUUGGUGAGUCCAGUAUAUAUAGUAGAGAUAGUGACAGAGAAAAAAUAAUUGACCAUUUACUUGAUGAGGAUCUGAGUAUGAACCCACUAUCUGUGAUUUCUGUAGUGGGUAUGGGUGGACUGGGUAAGACCGCUCUUACUCAGCUAGUGUACAACGAUGUAAGGAUAGAGGAUCAGUUUCAACUCAAAGCUUGGGUAUGUAUUUCAGAAGAAUUUGAUGUUGUUAGAAUCACAAAAACAAUACUUUCCGCACUCGGAUGUUUCGGAACUGGAUAUGAAGACCUAAAUCAGCUUCAGCUGAAAUUGAAGGAGAAAUUGGUGGGGUGGAAAUUUUUGCUAGUUCUUGAUGAUAUUUGGAAUGAGCGACAAUCUGAUUGGGAAUCUUUGCAACUUGUUGAGUUACCUCCGGAUUUGGACAAGUUGGUGAAUCUGCAUUAUCUAGACCUUUCUAAAACUAAGAUCAGCAAGUUACCCAAUUCACUCUGUAAACUGCCUAAUUUGCAAACAUUGAAACUGCAGGCGUGUCAAUCUUUGGUUGAGUUGCCACCAGAUUUGCUGUUGGAAGGAAGAAAGAGGCGCUGA
This is a messenger RNA of Neltuma alba, 1101 nucleotides long. RefSeq names its product putative disease resistance RPP13-like protein 1. The record is from RefSeq and is a predicted model, not a curated record. Gene Ontology annotation, molecular function: ADP binding; protein binding. Bases 1 to 1101 code for a protein of 366 amino acids. NCBI's taxonomy places the organism in Eukaryota, Viridiplantae, Streptophyta, Magnoliopsida, Fabales, Fabaceae. The transcript has 2 exons.